UUGUGAGCCAUUUUGUAGUUGUUGUGUAGCUAUCCCAUCUCCUCUCUUUCUCUCUCUAUCUGAAAGAUUCCCAUUUAUUUAUUUAUUUAUUUAUUUAUUUAUGAUCUUUAAUACCAAACCCUUUUUCUUGGAUUCCAAAUUCUGAACCGGUUUCUGAGUUGUAAACCCACAGAUUGUAUUGGAUGUGGAGGAAGCAACAAGAGGAGAGACAAACACAUGAUUGUGAUGAUUCUGUGGAUUCUCAAUCUUCCAAAGCCAAAACCAAAACCCCCUUUGCAUAUGAGGACCCCUUCUCAUGGGAAGAGCAAGCUUUUGCUGAAGAUGCUGCUGGCGGCCUUGGAGGCUGCGUUUGGCCUCCGCGCUCUUAUUCUUGCUCCUUUUGUAGAAGAGACUUCCGUUCAGCUCAAGCCUUGGGCGGCCACAUGAAUGUCCACAGACGAGAUAGGGCUAGACUGAAGCAAUCCCCAAAUACUCCCAAUCACAACCCUUUCACUAAUUCCUUCCCCUUUCAAUCCCCUUCUUCUUCUUCUUCUUCUACUUUUUCUUAUCAUCUUCCUACCCCUAAACCCUAUUUGGUCCAUCCACCGCCCCCGAACCACCGACUAACUUCAAAGGCGGGGAAAGAUGAGAAUUUUACAAAUUCUUGCUCUAGGGUUACAGACAACCAUCACGUUGGAAUUGGGAUUUUGGAUGACGGGUUGAAUUUCAGUUUCGGACCACCUUGGCCAACAUCGGUUUUGUUUGACGAUGACGGUGGUCGGGAGGAAGCGGGGGCGGAUACCAGUUGCAAGAAGAGGAAGACGGAUGAUGAAACGUCGUCGAUACAAUUGUAUGUGAAGUCAAAUAAUUCGGUAGAGAAUCAUCAUCGUCGUCGUCGUGAUCCUAUUGAAUCGGAGGUAAUUGGAGUUAGCUCUAGCCCCUUCCAUGAUUUGGAUCUUGAACUCAGGCUUGGUGGGGUUUGAGUAAAAUCAAAAUCCCAUUUUCUCAAAGCUUAGUGAGCAAAUUCCAUGAUUGAAUUUCUCAUCUGGGUUUGUGUUUGUUUGAAUUGUUCGUUUGAGCUAGUGAACCUCUUCAUUUUUCAGUAUGUGUAACAAAGAGUUGGAAUGAAUCUUUUAGACCAUUGUAACAAUAAACAAAUCAGGAAAGAUUCAAUACAAUCAUCUCUAACUUCACUCAAAACAUAUGAGAAUUCAAUCCUUCUUAUAUUA
Messenger RNA from Cucurbita pepo subsp. pepo (vegetable marrow), 1208 nucleotides. Its product is annotated as zinc finger protein 11. Lineage: Eukaryota; Viridiplantae; Streptophyta; Magnoliopsida; Cucurbitales; Cucurbitaceae. The record is from RefSeq and is a predicted model, not a curated record.